AUGCGGCGCGGAAACCUCACUACUCGCCACCAUCGCAUGCUUCUACCAUCACUGUAUUACUCUUCCACUUCCAUCCUUGAAUCAUUUGGACCAUCGCUGAUGGUUAGUCUUUCGCAAGACGAUCGCCACCUCAUCGCACGUCAUCCCUUGGACAACUCUCUCCAACACCUACACAAGUCACUUCGCGAUGCAGAACAGUAUUGUACCUCGACUUCCAGUCCACCUGGCGGCGCGACCAAUGAUACCCAAGAUGGUCCAAAGGCAAUAUCGCGACUUCUGACCGCUCUCAUGGGGCAAGAGGCAGCUCUUGACCUCCACUCUCGCGUGAGCGAUCGAAACGUUGCCGCUGAACUCGCCACCAUUUUAGGACGUCUUCGACAAGGCCAAUUCGACUACGCUCACUGCCUUCCACUGGUGAGACUCACCGUCCAAAGAGCGUCCGACUUGGAGAUAUGGAGAGCCGUUCUUGAUCUCAUUGCCACUCCCUCGAGCGUGACCCCCCCGCCCGGCGUCCCGGCCGCGUUCGAUGAUACGCCCGUUACUCAUUCCUCCGCUUCACAACAAGGUGGCGAACAAACUCGGGAGCUGGUGAAGAAAAAAAUUUUCGAGGAGAUCAGAUCGUGCACAUACCGGGAAGUGGGUGGGUUCUUUCAAAAAUACUUUGAGGGGAAGGACUGGACUCCUCGUACGUUGGACAUCUACCGGGCGAUAAAAGGCCGACACAAGGACGGCCGAUGGACGGAUUUCCCCAAUCCGCCCGUGCAAGCCCAAGUUCUGGCCUGGUGGUUUCGAUUUCAGGAAAAUUUUCUCUCGAAGGAGCGAGGCCUGUACUACGCAACGACAAGCCCGAAAGAGCUGGUCGGUGCUGAAGCUUGGCGUCAAAUCGAUCUCUUUGUGAAGCCAAACGACGGCCGGAUAUCAGACUCGGCCCACGACUGGAAGGAUGUUAGAGUGAUUGGUGAGCUCAAGGAAUCCAACAGAGACAAGAGGGGCACGCUUCUCCAGAUCAGUCGAUACGUGCGGGAUGUUUUCUCAUGCCAGCCGACACGUCGAUACGUCCACGCGUUUACAAUCUGUGGGAGGGAGAUGGAAGCGUGGGUAUUCGAUCGCUCAGGUCCUUACAGUCCAGGUCCCUUCGACAUACACGACGAACCCGAACGCUUUAUUCAGGUAAUUGCGGGGUACAGUAUGAUGAAUGAGGAAGAACAGGGUCUCGACACAUUCAUGGAGCGAGAUAUUGACGGUUACUUCGUGACUCUUGAGCAGGACGGUGCCGAGAGCCCAACAAAAAUGCGACUGGAGCCACACCCCAUCACCCGUCAACGAGCAAUCGUCUGCCGUGGGACGUCUUGUUUCCUCACCAGGACUGCAGGCUCCGAGGGUUACGACUGCGUCACCAAGUUUUCAUGGACAUCCGACCGGCGACGGCGAGAGGCGGAUCUUCUCAGAUUGGCCCGUCAAAGAGGAGUCAAGGGCCUAGCACGCCUGGUUGCCCAUCGCCGCAUAACUGACGUCGCGGAAUUGCGCUGCGAAUUGACAUUUGGUGACCCGUACUCUUUCCGAGGUCCAUCGAGUGCGGCGUCUUUUUCGCAGUCAUUUCCGCAGUCUCAACCCGCUAGUUUGCUUUCUGGGUCAUUCAGCGAGCUUCAUGGCUUGAGUAUCACCGGGAGCCCAUCGAGGAAGCGAAAGUCG
Exophiala aquamarina CBS 119918 is the source of this 1692-nucleotide messenger RNA. RefSeq lists its product as uncharacterized. NCBI's taxonomy places the organism in Eukaryota, Fungi, Ascomycota, Eurotiomycetes, Chaetothyriales, Herpotrichiellaceae. The record is from RefSeq and is a predicted model, not a curated record. The transcript has a single exon. The annotation marks the transcript as partial.